Messenger RNA from Cladocopium goreaui, 1528 nucleotides. The record is from the annotation of a GenBank genome assembly. Lineage: Eukaryota; Dinophyceae; Suessiales; Symbiodiniaceae.
UGCAGCACAGCUGCUUGUAGCAAUGAUACGAAUGAAGCUCUUUGUGGCAGCGCUAGCUGCCACAGUGGCCAAUGGAGCGAAAUUUGUGAGCUCCCGCACUUCAAACGCUGGAGAUUUCAAGAUAUUGGAAAAGCAGAAAUGCAAAGGAGAACCCUACACCAAGCACGAGGACAAGUAUUGUGAUGGAUGGACUGGAAUCACCCUGGAAGAGUGCCGAGCAAAAUGUGCCAAUGGCGAGGUUGCACCCAAUUGCCCUGCUGAAACAUGCAAGGCUGCAAGCUUCUUCCCUGGCAGCAUGAAGUGUCACCUCUUCAACGAAUGCCACGAGUUGGAGGAUGACUUCGGGGCAACAGGCAUCGUGAAGACUGACGUGCUGAAGAAGAUCGAAGAGACCCCAAAGAAGGAGCCCAAGCAGAGGCCAACCGGCCCCGUGGCAGAACUGGCCAUAGCACUUCCCAUCGUUCUGGUCAAUCUGAGCAACUUCUCCGGGCAGAUCACAAAUCACCGUCCUCUGUCUCACCACUACGUCUUUGGCAACAUCAGCGCUGAUUUGGAGAUGUUGUACGACAAAGCUGCAGGUUUCUACAGUGUUUUGCAUGAGAGCAUGGCUGGUACUGAUGGCCUUCGCUUCUGUCCAACACGAUCUGAAGGGAACAUCAUGGAGUGCAUUCGCUUGGCAACCUGUGUGGUGGAACGCAAUGCAGGCAAUGGACCGAAGCAGAUCCCCAUGGCCACUUACGCACUUAUCGAGGAGCUCGUCACACGGUUCGAAACGAUUACGUGGCCAUUGCUGAAAGACGCCCUCGUGAAAGAAGAAGGUCAAUUGGAUUUGAUCAAGGAGGACAAAGCGAUACCUGCAACCUAUAAAUGCGUGGCCAGCGAGGAGAUCACUUCCGAUGAAGUCUCUGUGCCAGUUGGGUCCUUUUUGCAAAGCGAGCAUGCCAUGUCCAACGCUUUGGCCAGUGCAACACGAGGUACUCACAAAGUUUUGGAUUCUCAUUCGGAAAACUCCUCGUUCAAGUUGACUCAGCAUCGUCUUGCAGAACUUUGGCAUCCUAUUUGCAAAGAGCUGUCUUGUGACCCCACCAGCUACAUCGACAUCUACCCGGUGUCCCACAAGCACACGUUGAAGCUGAUGCAGACGGCCAGUGCAAGCCAUGUUGGUUCUCACAUCAGGCAGAGGAUUCACUUGUACAUUAAGUUGCAGCACUUUAUUGCAGAUUAUGACAGAGAAGGAGACUUUGACUUUAUGCGACCUGAAGGGAUCCAAGAUUCCUCGGAAGAGAUCUUCUCGUCAUAUGGCCAAACGGGCCGAAGCUCUUUGUUGUCCUUCACACAGUCCUUCGACUUUGACUCCGGCGAUCGCUUGUUUGACAGGGAGAUGUUCGCCUCCUUUUUGGAGGACGCGGAGGAAGGAGAAGCUGACACGAAAUCAUCGCGCAGAAGGCGACGGCGACGGGCUCGACGGCAGGAGAAACGACAGGCUGGGGCUGGGCAUCAAAAGAAGAGGCAGGAAGCAAAGAGGUAG